Oncorhynchus gorbuscha (pink salmon) is the source of this 7962-nucleotide messenger RNA. RefSeq names its product serine/threonine-protein phosphatase 6 regulatory ankyrin repeat subunit C-like. Gene Ontology annotation, molecular function: protein binding. Gene Ontology annotation, cellular component: ciliary inversin compartment; T-tubule. The coding region runs from base 201 to 3437 and encodes 1078 amino acids. Gene Ontology annotation, biological process: protein localization to ciliary inversin compartment; protein localization to T-tubule; regulation of cardiac muscle contraction. Lineage: Eukaryota; Metazoa; Chordata; Actinopteri; Salmoniformes; Salmonidae. The transcript is spliced from 26 exons. The record is from RefSeq and is a predicted model, not a curated record.
CUGCGCAUGUGCAGGAUAGCAGAAAGCCGAAGCAACAAACAAACAUCAAGCAGAGACGGACAGCAACACAGAUCAAGCGCUAUCUAUGCAGAUCGCUAGCUACAUGAGUUAACUUUGAAAAAUGAAAAUCAAAACUGUCGUUUAAUAUACACUGCAGUUCCACCCGAAUGAAGGAGCUCCGUCCUGGCUGAUUUUGGGAGAUGGGAGUACUCAACAUUACAGACCAGCCUCCACUGGUCCAAGCGGUUUUCAAUCGGAAUGCCGAUGAAAUUCAACAACUAUUGCACAACAAGAAAGAGGAUGUCAAUGCACUGGACCAAGAGCGCCGCACGCCGCUACAUGCUGCUGCCUGUUUGGGAGAUGUUCAUAUCAUGGAAUUCCUCAUCAAUGCAGGUGCAAAUGUAAAUGCUAAGGACCAUGUGUGGUUAACUCCAUUGCACAGGGCAGCUGCCUCCCGGAAUGAAAGGGCAGUGGGACUACUUCUGCGGCAGGGAGCUGAGGCCAAUGCACGGGACAAGUUCUGGCAGACACCACUGCAUGUUGCAGCUGCCAAUAGAGCCACACGCUGUGCAGAGGCCCUGCUCCCCCAGCUGAGCAACCUGAACAUGGCAGACCGCACUGGCAGAACCGCUUUGCACCAUGCUGCUCAGAGUGGAUACAUGGAGAUGGUGAAGUUGCUGCUGAAUAAAGGAGCCAACUUGAGUGCCAAUGAUAAGAGAGAGAGACAGCCUAUCCACUGGGCAGCGUACUUGGGGCAUCUGGAGGUGGUGAAGCUGCUAGUGUCUCGGAGUGCAGACAAAGGCUGCCAGGACAAGCAGGGUUACACCCCUCUCCACGCUGCAGCUGCCAGCGGACACAUUGACAUCGUCAAGUACCUUCUGAGGCUCGGGGCAGAGCUGGAUGAGCCCAAUGCCUUUGGGAACACUGCACUGCAUGUGGCCUGCUACACAGGCCAGGAGGCUGUGGCCAAUGAACUGGUGAACCACGGAGCUAACGUCAACCAGCCCAACAGGAGUGGCUACACCCCACUGCACCUGGCUGCUGUAUCCACCAACGGGGCCCUUUGCCUGGAGCUGCUGGUCAACAACGGGGCUGACGUCAACCAGCAGAGUAAAGAAGGGAAGAGCCCCCUGCACAUGGCAGCUAUACACGGACGCUUCACCCGCUCUCAGAUCCUCAUCCAAAACGGUGGAGAGAUUGACAGUGUGGAUAAAUAUGGCAAUACCCCCCUCCAUGUUGCUGCUAAGUACGGCCAUGAGCUGCUGAUCAGCACUCUGAUGACCAACGGUGCAGAUACAGCCAGACAAGGGAUUCAUGGGAUGUUCCCUCUGCACCUGGCUGUGCUCUAUGGGUUUUCAGACUGUUGUCGCAAGCUACUCUCCUCAGGUCAGCUGUACAGUAUUGUUUCUUCUAUGAGUAAGGAGCACGUUCUAUCAGCCGGGUUUGACAUCAACAUCCCAGACAACUUUGGGAGGACGUGUCUACACGCUGCUGCCUCUGGAGGAAACGUUGAAUGUCUGAACAUGCUCUUAAGCAGUGGUACCGACUUGAAUCAGAUGGACAAGUCGGGAAGGACUCCUUUGCAUUAUGCAGCUGCUAAUGGGAGGUACCAGUGCACCGUGACCCUAGUGAGCGCUGGCGCUGAGGUCAACGAGCCUGACCGUACAGGCUGUACUCCCCUGCACUACUCCGCUGCCUCCCAGGCCUUCUGCAGAAUGGACCGACAUUUCCCCGGGACUCUUCAGAGGGAGGAGGAUGGAGCAAAGGAGUCCUAUUUUAGUUGUUUGGAGCAUCUGUUGGACAACGGUGCCGACCCGUCCCUGGUCAACUCUAAAGGUUACAGUGCUGUUCACUAUGCUGCUUCCCAUGGCAACAAGCAGAACCUGGAGCUGCUCCUGGAAAUGUCGUUUAACGCAUUGGGAGACAUUGAGAGCAGUAUUCCAGUGAGUCCAUUGCAUUUAGCUGCUGAUAAUGGCCACUGGCAGGCGCUGCGUGUGCUGACGGAGACUGCUGCGUACGUGGACGUGCAGGAUGCCUCGGGCCGCUCUGUGCUCUACCUGGCCUCCCAGAGAGGUUACGCCCGUUGUGUCGAGGUCCUGCUAGCCCAGGGGGCCUCCUGCCUCCUCAACGAGAACAGACACAUGUGGACCCCUCUACAUGUCGCAGCUGCCAACGGCCACACUGAAUGUCUGCACAUGCUGGUGGACAGUGGGGAGGAGGCAGACCUUACCAACAUCACAGACACGCAGGAACAGACUCCUCUGAUGCUGGCCGUCCUGGGUGGCCAUACAGACUGUGUCCACCUGCUGUUGGAGAAGGGGGCCUGGCCUGACACCAAAGACAAGAGGGGCAGCACUGCCCUGCACAGAGGGGCUGCGUUGGGCCGUGAUGAAUGUGUCACAGCCAUGCUGGACCACAAGGCCUCUGCACUGUGUCGGGAUGGCCAGGGUCGUACCCCACUGCACUACGCUGCCUCCCGCGGCCACACUGACAUCCUCGCCAGUCUGCUGCGUGCGGCCACACGCUCCGACCCUCUUGACUCCCUAUUGGACCAUGAAGAGUACACGCCAUCACACUGGGCUGCUUACCAAGGGCAAGAAGACUGUUUGGAGGUUUUACUUGAACACAAAACUUGUAGUAUCCAGGAGGGAAACUCCUUUACCCCAUUGCACUGUGCUCUAAUGAAUGGCCAUAGUGGAGCUGCAGAGAUGCUGUUGGAAUCUGCUGGCGUACAGAUGGUUAACACCAGGGAUACUAAAGAAAGGACCCCUCUUCAUGCCGCAGCAUGUGCUGAGGAUGUGGCGGGGCUGCAGCUGGUCCUACGCCACGGAGCUGAGAUCAAUGCCGUGGACCACACCGGACGCUCUGCUCUCAUGGUCGCCGCCGACAACGGACAGAGUGGCACCGUGGCCAUCCUCUUGCACCGAGCCAAGGCUGACCUGACACUGCUGGACGACAAUGGAAACACUGCCCUGCAUCUGGCCUGCAGCAAAGCUCAUGAGAUGUGUGCCCUGCUGAUUCUGGGGGAGAUCCAUAACCCUACCCUCAUCAAUGCAACCAACACUGCACUGCAGAUGCCGCUGCAUCUAGCAGCACGCAACGGUCUGGCCACAGUUGUCCAGGCACUGCUGAGUCGAGGAGCCACAGUGCUGGCAGUGGAUGAGGAGGGACACACUCCAGCCCUGGCCUGCGCCCCCAACAAGGACGUAGCUGACUGCCUGGCUCUGAUCCUCUCCACCAUGAAACCUUUCCCUCCUCUGGACCCUUCCUCCUGCCCCUGCUCCUCUUCCUCAGUCUCCCCCAGUCUCAACCUACUGAAGCAUUGCGGCAUCACUGCUUCCUGCACGCCGCUGCCCAACGGAGGCCUCCAUCAUCACAACGGCUAUGUCAAAGACCGCCAUGCCGCUGUCAGCCUGGACGGAUGCCUUUCUGAGUGAGGUCAUCCUACAUCUACUGUCUGACAGCACUACCACCACCACAGGGUAGUGUGUGUGUGUGUGUGUGUGUGUGUGUGUGUGUGUGUGUGUGUGUGUGUGUGUGUGUGUGUGUGUGUGUGUGUGUGUGUGUGUGUGUGUGUGUGUGUGUGUGUGUGUGUGUGAUCUUCUCCUGAAGUGCAGUCAAACCUAUAUGCAAAUGGAGCCCACAGCAUCUAUCUAUCCCAGCUCUGUAUAAGUUAGUGCUUAACACUGAGACCGAUCUCUCUUUCUGUAAGGUCACUGGAAUACUGGUUUGUUCCAAAAUGGUUACUAAUAACCACCCACAAAAUCCCUUUAAAUAAUGUCCUGCAAAUAGGUAGUCAUCAGCACAGAAAGAUGACUGACGGCUAAAAGCACUGUUUAUUCUUUUUAAAAUUUUAUUUUUGCCUUCUUUUUAGUCUUUUGUUGAGUCCCUUUUAUUUUCUCUUCAUAUCAUUCAGUAUUUAACAUUGGAUGACGUGCUGGCCUCCUAGAGAAAUGCACAGCCUUCCUAAAAGGAGAAUGAUGCAACAGGUUAUAGUGAAGGACUUUAUGAAUGAAGUCCUACCCAAAAGUGCAAUGCUUAAAUAUAAAGAUUCUGACUUUAACAAAAAAAUAUAUAUAAUAUGUACCUUCUGUGGUAACCUAAUAUUUCAACUUUUGGCCUUGUUUUUUUUUUUUGGGGGCAUUUUCAUAGAGGAGAAUUUCAUAGGGCUGCUAAAGUUUGAAAGAUGAAUAUGUAAGCAUGUCACCUUACAAAGGAGAACAAUGCUCAGGUUGGCAUUUCAGCAUACAUUUGCUCUCAAUGCUGAAGUAUUGUCUAGAACACAAUUUUAUGUUUACUAAGUGAGAAUUUGGUUUAAAGCAUAUACAUUAUGACCAAAGGUGAAUAUCACUGCUAUGACUGACAAAAUAUUUAUUUGAGAAAUAUUUACAGAGAAAGAUCGAUGUUGAGAUACCUCUUAAGUCAUUUUGCAGCUGCUGAACGGCUAGACAGGGAAAGUAGUAGCAAUGAAUCCUUGGUUAUUUAUUUGAAGUCUUUAGGAGUGGACUCGCCCCAUUGACCUUCAGCAAAGCCUCUUGUUUUCUGAGCACAUUACCUUGAAUUCUAAGAUUACUGCUCAGUGAUAAUCUUACAAGCCAUUUCAAUUGAUUUCCCAUUUUUCUUUUCUUUAAUCACUCCCAAAACAUUUUGGUACAUUGAUUUCGAAUUACCUUCGGCGAGGAAUCCUACUUGUAUUAUUUCCCAAAAUGUUGUCUUUGGUCAAUCUGAAAUGUUACUUCAGCCGUUUUGGAGCUGGAGAAAUACCACUGUUACUCUAUCAAAAAGCUUGUAUCUUGUCUAGUACGGUGGUCAGUUCUGGUGUGAGAUUGAAACGCUGGACUGACAAGUGUUCUUACCUUCUUUUUGUGUGUGUUCUUUUUUUGUUCUUAUAUAAUUUAAGCAAUAUUUAAUUUCUGUCAUUUUGAACGUUAUCAAAAAGACAAUCAUAGUCUCAAGGGCUUUUGUUUCCUUGGAAAUCUUGUUUGAUGUUCACCUUAUUUGUUUGAGUACCGAUACUAGCAACAUUGAAAUGAUCUAUUCUAGACUAAUGGCUAAAGUCUGUGUCCAAGGCAUUUUUCGCUCUGUGCCUAGAACCCCUAAAAAAUGCAAUUGAUUGCCUCCAUGGCAGUACGGAUGCAGGAUAGCAUGAUAUGACGAACCCUGGGGUCUCACCCACUGGGUAGCAGAGAAGCGUUGGAUCCUAUUCAGACUUGUUAAUCUGUUGAGGAUAUGAUUCCUUGGUUGAGCUUGAUUGUUCAUGUCUCUGGACAGAAUUCAUGACUGACAAGAGAGACUUGAAAGCCUAGUAGGUAUGUAGGGUUACUCACUGUAGCAAGGAACUGAGAGGAGACUGUUACACUCUCAUAUGGCCGGUAGUAAUACUUGUGUUUUUAGUAAAGCCGAUAAGUGUGAAAUUCCUUUUUUGUUAUGUAUCCUGUCUUGUGGCUCUACAUACAUUGUAGAUUUGUGGUGUCAGACCACUGGAGCUCUUUGCCUGACUUAAUUUAAAUAUUUUUACACCAUCUUUUCCAUGACAUCAUCAGAGGAUCAAUAGAUUUCAGUGACUCAUUUUUCAUUUCAUUGCUUCGCCACAACCUCCUCUUUGAUGAAUGCUAAAUGACAUGCAUUAGUUCUGGAUGAGAAACAUGAGGACCUACUAUGAUACCAGAGUAGCAUAUCAUCUUGUGCCCUAUAGUCAGUGUUGUCUGGGGGAGAGAAUAGUCUCAGACUGUGUGGAACCAGGAACCAAAUGACAUGGAUUGAUUGAAAUGCAGUUCCAUUUUAGCCCUGAUCCAAGGCACUUGAGAUAGUUAAGCACUUUAACACAUUCAGCAUAUCUGUGUGCAGUCUGAAUACAUGCAUAUGUAUAUUUACAUAUGGGUCGUAGCUAAAGUGCAAAAGACAGGAGCAGAUUGCAAGGAUUGUAUACGCUGCUUCAUUGACGGAGAUUUAACUUCAAAACUCUAAAGCUAAAAAGAUCUCAUGGUCCAAAAUCCAGUCAUCACGGUGCCAUCCCAGGGUCCACGAACUAGUCCUUGUGGUUAGUCCAGUGAUUUUUAGGUAGGCUUGCUUUCGCCGUGCUUGUAUCCUCCUCAGGCUCCUCGCCUAACUCCACACUGAGGGAUGCGUGUUGUACAAUACACACUGAUUACCUCAAUCAUCCAACCGCAGGUGUGUCUGGCUAGCAGGUCAGGUACACGUUCCCCAGUUCAGACACUGCAUGCAUCAGCCGACGGUUGCGUGCCACGUCAUCGACUGCGUGCCGUCAGGCACCUGAUUGCUAUUACAUAGUGAUGUGGUUACCUGAUGGGUAUUUUACAUAUCUGGCAUGUGCCAGCGAUGUCUGAGCAGAGGAACACGAGCCAGAUAUAUGUGUGUGUGUGUGUGUGUGUGUGUGUGUAUAUAUGUAUAUAGAUUUUAUAUUUCAAUCCCCUUGUCCAGCUGAUGGCGCCAGUUCUUCAGUAUAUAUCCCAUCUGGGACUACCCCAUAUCUGUGUUGCAUUGAUAGACUGAGAACUCAUUGGAAAGGAGCUUGAGAUCAUAAUUCUCACUUUAAAGAAACAAGUCAAAUAUAUUUCCCUAGGGUUUAAUAUUAGGAAGCAAUGUAAAGGAUUAUUUGUAGCAUUAAUGACUGUGAAAGACGUGCGCAGCACAUCUAUUGCUCUUCGAUUGUGUUUAGGCCAAUCCAACAAAGCAUUUCAUAGAUGCCAAUUGAAGAUUUGCGGAGUAGUCGUCACAUGAGAAUCUUAGGUCACAGUUAGGGCCUUAUUUGCCAAAGUACAUUGGAUAAUUAAAAAUAUAUAUUUGAAAAGGAAUAGCAAUGGGUUUGAGACAUAUGCAUGCAUUCGAGCAAUGUACAUACUGAAUAUAAAUCUGAGCCAUGAAUUGACUGACAUGUGACUCUAAGGUCAAAUUGGAACAAGACUAUUUGCCAUCUCCUGACUUUUGAACUAUUACACUGCAUUUCUCUGGCAUUCAUGAAAUGAUAAAGUAGCAGAAAGAAAUACUUGUCUUAUUAGUCUUCCUGUUAUGGGUCUUUCUUAAAUGUGUUUCAGUUAUACCGAGGCCCCUAUGUGUAUGUCAUAACCACGUAUUGACACUGGAGACAGGAGGUUGGAGGGUGUGAACAUGCAUCUCGAACACCAUUUAAGAUUGCCUUACAAUAUCUUCUGAACAGGACAUUUAACUACACUGUAGAUGCUUUCAUUUUUUUUUUUACAUUAAUUGGUAGCCAGUUUUUGAAAAGGAAAAUGCACCUAGCUAGCUACAUCCAUUUAGUGCCAUAGAAACCUUUAUUUGCCUUUAAGCAUAAUAGUCAUACUGUACUUGGUCAGUAGAAAAUGUGUUUGUUUGGACUUAUUUACUGUGGUAGCCAUGGUUAGAAUGAACAUUAUUAUUAUAAUAUUUUUUUGUUGUUGAAUGAUUAUUAAGUUCUGAUUUGAAGCAUUGCUGGCACAGAUACAGGUCAUGAUGUCAGUGGUGACUAAUGGUUUGAACCACUUAGUACUGAUCGUAGGAAGUGGAAAGCAAUCAUAUAAUAGAGUUGGUGGUAGUCUGGAGAAAAGAAUGGAUGGAAGAUUUAAAAUAUUUAUAAUUGGACAGACUUUGUGUUGGCAAAAAUGGAUAAUAAUAAUUAAUGGUAAUUUCUUUGCCUGUGGUUUGUAAUUAUUAUAGGACAGUUUUUAAUGUUUGCAGAUGUAUGGUUAACAGGGAAUAGAUUUACCUCGUCCUCGAUGGAUGCCCCUAUUCUUACUUGAAGUAUCUUUCAUCGAGUACAAAUGUAACAUUUUUAAUUCACAGCAGAGCCUUUUAAAGGCAAAGGAACAAGUUUCUUGCAGUACCUACUAAGUUAUAACACCUAACAUCUCAUUAGUUAUGUUUCCCAGUGGGACUGCUAAAAUCUCUGCUGGUUUUGCUAUUAUGUGAUGUGUCCCGAAUGGCACCCUAUGCCCUACAUAGUGC